Messenger RNA from Chiloscyllium plagiosum (whitespotted bambooshark), 3746 nucleotides. It is a transcript of the gene dclk1a, whose product is annotated as doublecortin-like kinase 1a. Gene Ontology annotation, biological process: protein phosphorylation; intracellular signal transduction. Gene Ontology annotation, molecular function: ATP binding; protein kinase activity. The record is from RefSeq and is a predicted model, not a curated record. Lineage: Eukaryota; Metazoa; Chordata; Chondrichthyes; Orectolobiformes; Hemiscylliidae.
UCUGGCCCUCCUCUUAAAUUCACUGGUGAAAAAUAACAGGGUUGUUGCUGACCCGAACCUUGAUCUUGUACAAAUUAAACAACUUUAAAACUGGUUUGUUCACCAAGCGGACGGUGACAUGAUGAACCGGCCAAGCAAUAUGCGCGUAUUUGCAAUCGGUUAUCAGUUUCUCUGGGGAGUAUUGAACGAGUGUGUGACUGGUGUGAAGGAUGAAUUUAAAUGAGGGACGGGCCAAUGCAAAUCACAGUUAACAGCAGAAACCGGCAGCUGCAGCCCUGUCUCUCUUCCCCCUCUCUAACACACAUACAGACUAGACACAGAGGUCCGGAGACACAACAAAGGCGCUCAACAUCUCGCCCUCUGCCUCUUUCAUCCAGCCCAUACAAAUAUAACAGGAAGAAAAUCUCCUGGAAAUAGAAGCGCCUCGGGAUCCACGUUGACCUGCAGAUAUUGAUCAGAUCAAUAUGGAGAGAGAUUUGGAGUUUGAACAUUUUGAUGAACGAGACAAGGGGAUGAGGUAUGGCAGAGCGUCCCGGUUGAACGGCUUACCCAGCCCCACACACAGCGCCCACUGCAGCUUCUACCGGACCCGCACCCUGCAGACCCUCAGCUCCGAGAAGAAAGCCAAGAAAGUGCGUUUUUACCGCAACGGGGACCGCUACUUUAAGGGCAUCGUAUAUGCGGUGUCCCAGGACCGCUUCCGCUCUUUCGAGGCUCUGUUGGCUGACCUGACCCGAACUCUGUCCGAUAACGUCAACCUGCCCCAGGGAGUCAGGGUCCUCUACAGCAUUGAUGGCAACAAGAAAAUCACUAGUCUCGAAGAGCUGGUGGCAGGGGAAAGUUAUGUCUGUGCAUCUUUUGAAUCAUUUCGAAAAGUGGACUACACAAAGAACGUAAACCCAAACUGGUCAGUGAAUGUCAAGGCAACUACAACUGCACGUACACCAACAUCUAUCAGUAGUUCCAAAGCAAGUUCCACUGAGACUAAAGAAAAUAAAGAUUUCAUUCGGCCCAAGCUGGUGACCAUCAUUCGGAGUGGUGUGAAGCCACGAAAAGCUGUUAGGAUUCUGCUCAAUAAAAAGACUGCACAUUCAUUUGACCAGGUUCUUACAGAUAUCACUGAUGCCAUCAAGUUGGAUUCAGGAGCAGUUAAACGUUUGUACACACUGGAUGGGAAACAGGUGAUGUGCCUUCAGGAUUUCUUUGGUGAUGAUGACAUUUUUGUUGCCUGUGGUCCUGAGAAGUUCCGCUAUGCACAGGAUGACUUCUCACUGGAUGAAAACGAAUGUCGAGUUGUUAAGUCUACUUCAUACACUAAAGUUCCUGGUGCAGGUGGUGGUGCUACAGCACGAAACAUUACCACUAAGAACCCUGGGCCUUCCCGACGUAGCAAGUCCCCAGCUUCUACUGGCUCAGUGAAUGGAACACCUGGUAGCCAACUUUCUACUCCACGUUCGACCAAGACACCAAGCCCAUCACCAACCAGCCCAGGCAGCCUACGUAAACAGAAGAGUUCUCAGCAUGGUGGAUCCUCAACAUCUCUGGCAUCAACCAAAGUUUGCAGCUCCAUGGAUGAGAAUGAAGGCCCUGGUUGUGAAGAAGUUGUCGAGGAGACAUUCCAAGUGCCAGCAUCCAUAGCUGAACGUUACAAAGUUGGAAGAACUCUCGGUGAUGGAAAUUUUGCAAUUGUGAAAGAAUGUAUAGAAAGGUCAACUAGUAGAGAGUAUGCUUUGAAAAUUAUUAAUAAAAGCAAGUGUAGAGGCAAAGAGCAUAUGAUUCAAAAUGAAGUGUCCAUCUUACGAAGAGUAAAACAUCCAAAUAUUGUUCUUUUAAUUGAAGAAAUGGAUACACCAAGUGAACUUUAUCUAGUCAUGGAACUUGUCAAGGGUGGAGAUCUUUUUGAUGCUAUUACUUCCACCAACAAAUAUACAGAGCGUGAUGCCAGUGGAAUGCUGUACAAUCUGGCCAGUGCUAUCAAAUACCUGCAUAGCCUUAACAUCGUGCACAGGGAUAUCAAACCAGAGAAUCUACUGGUUUAUGAACAUCAGGAUGGAAGCAAAUCUCUAAAAUUAGGGGACUUUGGCCUUGCUACCGUAGUAGAUGGGCCUUUGUACACUGUCUGUGGAACACCUACAUAUGUGGCUCCAGAAAUAAUUGCUGAAACUGGCUAUGGUCUGAAGGUGGACAUCUGGGCUGCUGGUGUGAUUACUUACAUUCUACUUUGUGGUUUCCCUCCAUUUCGUGGGCACAGCAAUGACCAAGAUGUUCUAUUUGACCAGAUACUGAUGGGGCAUCAGGAAUUCCCAUCACCAUAUUGGGAUAAUAUUUCUGACUCUGCAAAAGAGCUCAUCACUAUGAUGCUACAGGUUGAUAUAGAACAGCGAUAUUCUGCACAGCAGUUGUUGGAUCACCCUUGGGUGAAUUAUGGGAGAUGCACUGGAGGAAGCCUUGGUGAACUGCUGUAUUGCAUCCUCAAGGAUGAUGGGUUGCCAGAGAAUGAGUAUCAACUAUCGGUGGCUGGAAAGUUGCAGAAACAUUUUAACACAGGCCCCAAACCGAGCAAUACUUCAGCUGGAGUGUCUGUGAUAGCAACCACCGCUCUUGAUAAGGAGAGGCAGGUUUUCCGAAGAAGAUGCAACCAGGAUGUGAGGAGAAGCUACGUGGUACAAACUAAUGCACCAGAACACAACUCUGAAUCUGAAGAUUACUCACCAAGCUCUUCUGAGACUGUUCGCUCACCAAAUUCUCCCUUUUAAUGAACCCUAUUCUCGUUACCAAGCUCCAAUUGCUUACUGCAAUUUUAUAACUCAUUUCUGAAGAAAUAAUGAAUGUUUAGUUAGUCAAGCUAGGACAAUGUUGCACUGAUAUAUGAACAGUAUUGAUUCUAGCAUGGUUUAAUGGAAAAGCACAAGGCAUGUGAAGGUGUAGGUGAUUCCAGCUGCUUUGCAAUUCAGCCAUUGUCUGUAUUCUUAACCAUUUAGGCGCUGUGUUUUCCUUGCAUCACAAAACACAUUGACGUUCUCUAUCUCUGACCAUCUCUCUAUAUAAAGAAAUCAGUUUGUUAUGGUGCAAAAAUGCUACUGUUGUUCAAAGGAUUCUGAAUUUCUGCAAAGUCAUAAUAUUUGCCAGUCUAUGAAUCCUGAAUUCUACAAUAUAAUCAGUAAGCAUUGCGUUUCCUUAAAUAACUUUAUCUUUCUCUUGAUUUUCAAAUUAAGUUGUAGCAGUUUAAAAGAAACCAGUACUAUUGUAAAUCAUUGAUAAACAACUUGAUUACUCCAAAAUCUAGUAUGAUAAAAUUCUGUUUGAACAGUACUUGACUCAGAGCAUAGAAUGGUGAGAUAGGUGACUAGGAUCGUAUCUGUGUGUACCAUCAACAAUCACUGAACAGCAGUAUUGUAUGAUAUGAUAAAACUGAAGUAAAGCUCCACAGUUUGAUAUUUAGUUCAUUAGAGAAGUAAUAAAAUUUAUGUUAGAAUACUUGUAUCAACUGUGUAAAACAUCCUUAAAGAUGAAAAACUUUCACUGGAUAAACUUCUACAGUUUUAAAAUAGUUUCUUCUAUGUAUCAGGCACCCAAACCUGAUGUUAAGAAGAUCUUUCCUACAGACUAUUUUGUAGAAAGUGGUGAAAGUUAACUCAUGUGAAAUGUCAUUGCUUUACAGUAGUCAUCAUGUGACUAAGUGUGGUGCAUACUAUAAUAAAUAAAUAAGCCAAAUCUGUGAAUAAAUGAUUUAUUGAUAACCAUAA